CAGACUCAAAAAAAAAGAAUUCUGAAAUCACCACGUCCUCAAAGAUGUCUCUUCUCGAGCAUCUCCUCCAAACUAUCCCGGCGAGAAACUUGUCCCAUAAUCUGAUCACAACUCCAAUGAUGGUUCCGCGAUCGUCGAUAACGACAACGAUAUCAUGGCCCUGAAAACCCUUGUCGAAUUACGAAACAAAGAAACAAUUCAAGAGACAAAGUCACGGCCUUUGAUGGAAAACACGGCUACUACACAAAAUGUUGUUCGGGAGCAAGCAUAGCAGAUGACGUGUCCUGUCAAGCACCAUGUCUGGGGGUUUCAACUAUGACGAACAAGGCUUGGGCAAAACCACGGAGACUUUGCUGAUGAUAUGGUUCAACAACCGCGUCCUAGAACUCGACGCGGAGAUCGAGUCCUAUCGAAGAGCUUCCAAUAAGAAAGACGAUGCAUUCAAAGGUCUGAAACUUUGCGUUUGGCAAAAGAAACUUGCCGAGGAGAAGAUUUCCGUCAUCGAACGCUUCGAUCGGCUGUUAGAGCGCUGGCAGAGCGUCAAGACGAAGAACUCCGUGCACAACGACUUGCAAUCCUGCCACAUUAUCCACGCCUUCUCUCCAGCACCAAGCGCCGCGAUCUGGAUGCAGGCUAUGGGACGUGCCGUCUGCUUUGAGAAGCUCUUCCGCUGCCUUAUCUUCGAAUACUUCGUUGAUGGGACAUUAAAUGUGAAGCAACUGCAGCGAUCAACGGCCAACGCACUAUCAAGCAUCGCGGCAAUGAUGUCUAUGGAGGGUGUAUGA
This is a messenger RNA of Aaosphaeria arxii CBS 175.79, 785 nucleotides long. RefSeq lists its product as uncharacterized. The coding region runs from base 297 to 785 and encodes 162 amino acids. NCBI's taxonomy places the organism in Eukaryota, Fungi, Ascomycota, Dothideomycetes, Pleosporales. The record is from RefSeq and is a predicted model, not a curated record. The transcript is spliced from 3 exons.